Molecule: messenger RNA, 3509 nt
Organism: Aspergillus campestris IBT 28561
Lineage: Eukaryota; Fungi; Ascomycota; Eurotiomycetes; Eurotiales; Aspergillaceae
Product: leucine--tRNA ligase CDC60
Exons: 4
Coding region: 86-3466 (1126 amino acids)
Biological process (GO): leucyl-tRNA aminoacylation
Molecular function (GO): ATP binding; leucine-tRNA ligase activity; aminoacyl-tRNA deacylase activity
Source: RefSeq, a predicted model, not a curated record
UCUAGAUUCCCCAUAUUCCUCCUCCACUUAGCCUCUGGGCUCUCCUCUUCAGUCUUGUUCCUGAUACUUUUCAUCCUCAAGAGCCAUGGCUGCCGCCGCUGCCUCCGCAGCUGCGCUGGACCCCAACAACAGCAGCAAGAAUACCCUCAAGCUCGAAAAUACCGAGAAAAGAGAUACCUUGAUUGCGAUCGAGAAGAAGUAUCAGGCGCAAUGGAAGGCUAACAAAGUCUUCGAGGUCGAUGCCCCCUCCCUCGCCGAUGUGCCCGCGGGCACCAUGUCCGCCGCCGAACUCCGUGAGAAAUACCCCAAGUUCUUCGGCACCAUGGCCUACCCGUAUAUGAACGGUACCCUGCACGCCGGUCACAGUUUCACGGCCAGUAAGGUCGAGUUCAUGACCGGUGUGGCGCGCAUGGAGGGCAAGAACGCCCUGUUCCCGCUCGGCUUCCACUGCACGGGUAUGCCCAUCAAGGCCUGUGCCGACAAGCUGCGUGACGAGGUCAAGAUGUUUGGCACCAACUUCGAGGGCUACCAGGAACAGGACGAGGAGGCUUCCAAGGAUAUCGCCGCCCCCACCCAGGAGGUCAAGGGCGAGCAGCAGGAGAAGUUCUCCGGCAAGAAGAGCAAGGCCGCUGCCAAGACCGUCAAGAUGAAGUACCAGUUCCAGAUCAUGCUGGCCAUUGGCCUCCCGCUCGAGGAGAUCCACAAGUUCGCCGACGCGGACUACUGGUUGCAGCAUUUCCCGCCCCUCGCGAUCCGGGACCUCGACAGCUUCGGUGCCCGCAUCGACUGGCGCCGCCAGUUCGUCACCACCGACGCCAACCCCUACUACGACGCCUUUGUGCGCUGGCAGAUGAACCGUCUCCACGAGCUGGGUAAGAUCAUGUACGGCAACCGGUACACCGUCUACUCGCCCAAGGAUGGACAGCCGUGUAUGGACCACGACCGCACCGAGGGUGAGGGCAUCGGACCCCAGGAAUACACCGCCAUGAAGCUCAAGGUGAAGGAGUGGGCCCCGGAGAUCGCCGAGCUGGUCAAGGGCAAGAUCGAGGACGACGCUAGCGUCUACUUCGUUCCCGCCACCCUGCGCCCGGAGACCAUGUACGGCCAGACCUGCUGCUUCCUCGGCCCCAAGAUCGACUACGGCAUCUUCCGCACGAAGGAGAAGGAGUACGUCGUGGCCACCAAGCGCGCCGCCUGGAACAUGGCCUUCCAGGGGUGGUUCUUCGGCAGCGAGAAAUUCCCCAAGACCCAGGACCAGCUGCCGCUGGUCGUCGAGGCCCCAGGAUCCGCGUACGUGGGCACGCUCGUCAACGCCCCGCUCUCCCUCCACACCGAAGGCGUGCGCAUCCUGCCCAUGGACACCGUCUCGGCCAGCAAGGGUACCGGUGUCGUCACCUCGGUGCCCUCCGACAGCCCGGAUGACUUCGCCACGCUCAAGGACCUGGCCAAGAAGCCCGAGUUCUACGGCAUCAAGAAGGAGUGGGCUGAGCUGGAGAUUCUCCCCCUGAUCGACACCCCGACCUACGGCAACCUGACGGCCCCGAAGCUGGUGGAGCAGCUCAAGAUCAACUCGCCCAAGGACGUCAACCAGCUGGCCAAGGCCAAGGAGCUGGCCUACGGUGAGGCUUUCUACAAGGGCACGAUGCUGGUGGGCGAGUUCAAGGGCGAGUCGGUCAGCGCGGCCAAGGACAAGAUCCGACAGGCCCUCUACGCGAGCGGGGAUGCGUUCCCCUUCGCCGACCCGAUGGGCAAGGUCGUCAGCCGCAGCGGAGACGACUGCGUGGUGGCCUACCUCGGCCAGUGGUUCCUGAACUACGGCGAGAACGACGCCGAGUGGCAGAACACCACCCUGAACCACGUCGUCAACACGCUCAACACGUACCUGAACGAGACCAAGAACGGCUUCGAGAAGAACCUGGAGUGGCUGAACCGCUGGGCCUGCGCGCGGACGUACGGCCUGGGCUCGCAGCUGCCGUGGGACAAGCAGUUCCUCGUCGAGUCGCUGAGUGACAGUACGGUCUACAUGGCCUACUACACGAUCGCGCACUUCCUCCACGGCGACCGCUACGGCAACCAGCCCGGUCUCCUGGGCGUCAAGGCCGACCAGAUGAUCGACGAGGUCUGGGACUACGUGUUCACGCGACGCGAGCUCAGCGACGAGCUGGUGACCAAGAGCGGCAUCAGCAAGGACUCCCUGUUGAAGAUGCGCCGCGAGUUCGAGUACUGGUACCCCCUGGACGUGCGCGUCUCGGGCAAGGACCUGAUCCAGAACCAUCUGACCUUCUUCCUGUACAUCCACGUCGCGCUCUUCGCGCCCGAGUACUGGCCGCGCGGUGUCCGCGCCAACGGCCAUCUGCUGCUGAACGGCGAGAAGAUGAGCAAGAGCACGGGCAACUUCCUGACCCUGAAGGACGCAGUGGAGAAGUUCGGUGCCGACGCGACGCGCAUCGCGUUCGCCGAUGCCGGUGAUGGUAUCGAGGACGCCAACUUCGAAGAGACGGUGGCCAACAGCAGCAUUCUUCGUAUGCACACCCUGAAGGAGUGGAUCGAGGAGACCAUCAAGGACGAGACCCUGCGAUCGGGCCCGGCCGACACCUUCUGGGAUAAGCUGUUUGACAACGAGCUGAACAUUCUGGCUCGCGAGGCCAAGAAGCACUACCAAGAUACCAACUUCAAGCUGGCUCUCAAGUCCGCCCUGUACGACUUGAUCAGCGCGCGCGACACCUACCGCGAGGCCUCGAUAGCGGCUGGCGUGGGCAUGCACCGCGACAUGAUCCGCCGGUACUCCGAGCUGCAGGCGCUCCUCAUGGCGCCUGUUGCGCCCCACUGGGCUGAAUACAUCUGGCUUGAGGUUCUCAAGAAGUCUGAAUCGAUCCACUUCGCCCGCUUCGCCGACGUCCCGGAGCCGUCUCCGGAGCUGACCGCCGCCUACAACUACGUGCGCACGACCUCCUCCAACAUCACCUCCUUCGAAGCGAACCUCGCCAAGAAGCUCAGCAAGGGCAAGUCCUCGACCUUCGACCCGCGCAAACCCAAGCGCCUGACGAUCUACGCCGCCAAGAAAUACCCCACCUGGCAAGAGAAGUACAUCGACCUGGUGCGCGAGGCCUUCGACCAGAUCAACCUGUCGAUCGACGACAAGGGCCUGAACGCCAAGGUCGGCAAGCUCGGCGAGAUGAAGAAGGCGAUGCCGUUCGUGCAGACGCUCAAGAAGCGUCUCGUCGUGGCCAAGGAGAAGCCCGACACCGUCUUCGAGCGCAAGCUGCCGUUCAACGAGUUCGACGUGCUCUCUGAGAUGCGCGGCAUCUUGGCUAAGACGACCGGCGCUAAGGAGAUCGAUAUCGUCGCUGUUGAUGAGGGCGGCAAGACGGGUGAUGUGCUCGGCUCUGGGGAGAAGCGCGAGGGUCUGCAGGCUGAGGCUGCCGUGCCGGGACAGCCUUCUUGCCAGUUUGCGAAUAUUGAGUAGGUUUGACUAUUUGGUAGAAUAGAAUAGUAAACUUGAUAAAAUU